AGAUGCAGCUGUUCUUAUCCCCUUGUUGUGGAUUAGCUGAUCUGUAUGCUUGUGCAAAGUACUAAAUACAGGCAGUUCUUUGCUUAUCUUUUCUUUCUGCCUUUUGGUCUACUGGUGUAAGUUUUACAGACUCUACAGGGGUCACAGCGACUGUGCUUUGGAAUAUGCAGUUUGCCACAGAUUUUUGACAAAAAGAAGAAAGUUACAAGAGAUAAACAGUGGAAAACAAAUUUUGAAAGUAAGCAGUUUGAAGACUUCCGUUAUAACAGAAAAAUAAAGAACACUCAUUCCUGCAUCACCAUCAGACUGCUCUGUCAAGUGCCUUUAUUGUCUUAUUUAGAUCUGAUAUGGCCUGAGUUUCCUCCCUUAAUAUCCAUUUGCUGUGUAUUGUGAAGAGCUUGCAUCAGUAUGGGGAAUAAUAACAGCACUGCAGGAAAUAAGCAAGAUGAUGCUGCAAUAGAUGCAGUCACCUUAACUCCAGACCAAGGUGAACAGGUGAAUGUUUCUGCUAACAGUAUAAAAGGAGAUUCAGGUCAAGUGACUGACACUAUUAAGGAUAAUAAACAAGAAAAGAAAAAGGAUACACCUUCCGGAACUGAAGAAGAAAUCUCCCAGAAACCGGACUUUGAAACUUACAAGUCUGCAGACGGUGCAAGCUGUAGCAGUGAGUGGGGGGAUGUAGGAUCUGCUCAGAAAAGAUGGGAAACUGGUGAGGAUGAGGAGGCUAUAACAACUUCUGGCAACUACCUCCUAGAUGGGCUGGACAUCUUUGAAGAUGCUCUCUCUUAUUUCCCUCAGAUAAGCAGCAUCACUUUUGAAGACAGCGGAGACAAGCCUGUUGGAGAGCUGCCUGAUCCAAACUCAUUUCUUGGAGCUUCAGAAACUGGAGAUGGAACUAAUAUAUUUCAGAGAGUUGAGGAAAAGCUGGAAUACCAAAGCUAUGACUAUCCCCAAGAAAUUUCAGAAAAAGGUGAUGUAAGUACAGGGCUGCAAGUGCCUUUACCAGUAAAUAUAACUAAGGAAAGUGAAGUUUGUUUCACAGAAGAUAUUCCAGAAACAUCUGAAGCCAGGAGUCCUGAAACUAAUGCAGUUUUAAGUCCACUUUCUGUUGUCACACCGUCUUCUGUUAGUGAGAGCCAGGUUAGUAGAGCCAAGAACAUAUAUUUAGAUGACAUGGGCUUGGAAGAUGGGCACUCAUUCCUUUUGCCUUGUAAGAAAACAGACAAAGACAGUCCUCUCAGUGUAAAUGGACAAACCAGUGACAAUAAAGAUUUAGGAGCCACCACAAAUGCUGCUGACUUGGAAAAAGACAUUCUACAGACAGCUGCAAGAGUGACACAUGCUUUAGAUCUGACUCAUCAGCUGCCUGGUGAGGUCGCACCAAAUAUUACAAUUCCACACCAAGGCAGUGAGGAAAGAGCUCAAAUUACAAUUCUGAAGAGUGAAGAUAUUUCUACAUUAUUAGGUCAAGGACAGAAAGGAGAAUCUGUAAGUGGAGAGAUUAUAGAACAGGUACAUGAAUUAAAGAUACCAUUAACUGACAAUGAAGAUCAUUUCCUAAGUUGUACAAAAACAGGGGGAAAACAAAAUGAGAAACAUGAAGCAGAAGCUUUUAUGUCCAGCGAGCCUCAGCUUAUUGAUGAGACCAAGCUGAUAAGCAGUGAAAAUAGAGUUGAAGAACAAAAUCUAGAAGGAAUGUGCAACAGAGAAGCUGACUUUGUAAAGUCAGAUGUAAUGGUUAGCCUGGAAUGUCAUUUGCAAGAACCAGCAAUGCAGGACCAGUCUGGGCCUCAGCUAACUGAUGCAUCUGAUCAGGUAAGCAGUAAAAGUAUAAUAGUGGAAGAAAAUCAAGAUGGAUGUUUUAACAGGGGAGCUUCCUUUUUAAAAGCGGAAGUAACUGCAAGUCUGGAAAAUCAUUCUCAGGAACUGGUAAUGCAAGAGCAGUCACUUGUAACUCGGAAUACUGAACCCACUGAAAUAUUGCCCAUGGUACAGAAUGAAGAGAUGGAAUACAACACAAGUAUGCAUAUUCCUUGCCUUGAGACUGAAGGAUUGUCCAAGAAACUGGAUUCUUUAUUCAGUUCGGAAACUGUUAAUGAACAAUUCAUAACAGUGGGAACUUUGUAUACUGAUUAUCCUCACACUGCACAUAGGGACAGCUGUAAAGAAAUAACAGGGGAUAGUGUUUUACAUGAAAGAAUCCAGUCAGUGCCUGAUAGACUGGAAAAUACUCUGCGGCCCCAAAUACCAGAUAUGAAACAUUUUUCUGAUGUGGUUGUAUGUGAAGAGAUUCCACCGGAUCAUAUUGUUGAAGAGCAGCUUAGAAACCUGAAUUUAAGAGAGAUCUCUUUAGAAGUAAGCAAAGAACUUGAAGAGAAGAGUGAACCAGGGGUUUCUCAGCUUUACCAUAAUGGAAGUGAUGAAGCUGUAUUCAAGCCUAUCGAUGAUGCUUUGAAAGCAAGCAAAAACCAUGCUUGCUUACAAGAUGCUGCUGAAACUAAAAGCAUUUCUAGCACAGAUGUUGCAGAUGUAGUUUGUAGUAGUCCUAACAAUGCAAAACAAGAUGAAUUGAGCAAAGAAAAUGUUCUGUCAGACAAUAAUGCUUACAGUUUGCCAACAGUCUUAGAAACUGCAGGAAAAAAUGAUUAUUCAUCUUCUAAGAAUUUUGAAGCAGUAGCAAAAAGUAAUUGUAUCCUGCCUGAAGAUACUGACAUUGGUAUAGCACAUAAGGAUGAAAGUUUUGUAGUUAAAGAAAAUACAGAAGGAACGCAGGACAUGAACAUUUUUCAAGAAGUAUCUGAUUUUGGAAGUAGGUGCCAGGAAAUUCCUAAAGUACCAAAGGAAGAAGAGACCGAGGGCAGCUCUAACAUAUGUCCACAUGUGCAAGAUAUAUUGCCUGUCAAACUUAAAGGGGAUUGUGUAACAAAGGGAAAAGAAGGAGGAGACUUGCUAUCUGAAAGUGAAAAUGAAGAUGAGUAUUUUGAAGCCAGUCAUGUACACAAUAUAAUCUUUGAAGGCAGCGCAGGUACUACAGCGGACCUUUUCGCAGAAGGCAUUCCAUCUCCUAUGACCUCAGAUCAAGUUGCUGUCAUUCAGCAUCAAAAGGUAACUGUGCAGAUGACUGACCCUUCAUCUGAGCUUUGCAAGGAAAAUGGCCAUUCGGAAAAAAUUGACAGUGGGACAGUAAGCAAAGAAAAAACAGUGCUGGACCCACGUGACUCAACACUGGCAUCUAUGUCUUCCUUGCAGACUGACUUUUCAGAUGAUGUAGAACACAAAGACAAUAGCAUAAGUAAUCAUCUGGAACCAGAUAUAACCCAGACUGUUGGCUGGCCAGUGGCUAUUUGUGAUGAACAUGUGUUGUCAGAAUCUUUUGCAGAUACUGUAACAGACAAUCAAACUGCAGAUGUAAUUCAAACACAACAAGUCCUAGAGGAUCAAAAAGAGCAAUCUAUUAAUAAAGAACUAAGUCAAAGUGAAGAUGAAGAUAUCAGAAUUUUGACACUCCAUGACAACAACAGUCCAUUCACUACAGAAUCUGCUCAGCUUGUUCCAAGUCCAGCCAUUGAAGUAAAGGGGGCACAGUUUAGUUCUGUUAUAGAUAGAGAACAACAGAUACAUUCUAGUUUGGCAAGCAAUAGCAGUAUUAUUCAUGAAGAUGUUUUACAAGAAAUGACAGUUAAUGAUUCUGAAUGUGCCACAAUUUCCAGUGUUUUGGAACAUCAUGAAAUAUUAGAAAUUCCUGUGAAAUCAGAUGACGUGAAAUACCAAACUGACCAAAUGAAGGAAUGCCACAAUGAAACAGCCAGUGAAAUGUCUCAAGAUAGUUUAAACACUCACACCAAAUUUCAGGUACUGGAUUUACCUUUUGUAAGUAGUAGUAGAGAUACCAGCAGCAGCAUGUCAUUUAGUGAAAGCUUGCUUAAUGAUGAGGGCAAACAAAAAGAGCAGACCAGCACUGAAGAAAUGCCUCAAAUCACUACUGAAGUCAGCACUGUGGAUUUGCCGAAGAAUUUUUUCUCUGAUGCUGCAGGUGCAAAGGUACAGCAAGGUGUAGCAAACUUGCUGAACAAAACUGCAUUUAAUAUCAGCAGAGAGCAACAGGAAGCAAGUGAGCGAGUAGCAGUGGUUGAUGUUGACAAUGCAGUACAUCCUGCUCAUGAUGUUGCAGAUGAGCAUAACCAUCAUGGAGAAUCAGCUAUAGAUGUGUGUAAUCAACAUGGAGAAUUAGCUGUAGAUGUGUAUAACCUACAUGAAGAAUCAGCUGUAGAUGUGCAUAAUCAAUAUGACAAAUCAGCUGUAGAUGUGCAUAACCAACAUGAAGAAUCAGCUGUAGAUGUGCAUAACCAUCAUGGAGAAUCAGCUGUAGAUGUGUGUAAGCAACAUGGAGAAUUAGCUGUAGAUGUGUAUAACCAUCAUGGAGAAUCAGCUGUAGAUGUGUGUAAGCAACAUGGAGAAUUAGCUGUAGAAGUGUAUAACCAACAUGAAGAAUCAGCUGUAGAUGUGCAUAAUCAGUAUGAAGAAUCAGCUGUAGAUGUGCAUAAUCAAUAUGAAGAAUCAGCUGUAGAUGUGCAUAACCAACAUGAAGAAUCAGCUGUAGAAGUGUAUAAGCAACAUGAAGAAUCAGCUAAUCAGCUGUGCCAAUAA
This is a messenger RNA of Protopterus annectens (West African lungfish), 4647 nucleotides long. RefSeq lists its product as uncharacterized. Bases 409 to 4647 code for a protein of 1412 amino acids. The transcript has 8 exons. The record is from RefSeq and is a predicted model, not a curated record. NCBI's taxonomy places the organism in Eukaryota, Metazoa, Chordata, Ceratodontiformes, Protopteridae.